CCCCUCCUCUCCCCCCUCCUCCCCUCCCCCUUGACGUGAACCUACCUUACUCUGCCCUAGUCGGUGUUUUACAAGGUCAUUGGUCAACUCCAAUAUAACCCGGACAACCGAACCCGAAGGUGCCAUUAUCUCCGGGACCAGCGGCCAAGGACCGUGAACGAUCUAAAUCAGAGCAUGCGAUCAUAGCGCUGUGUGUGUGGACUUCAUCCCUCGGCGCAUUGGCGGCAGCCUUUCUUGUUCCUUUUCAUCUUUCUCCCUUCCCUUCAACAAAUAUAGAGAUUAACACGCUUCGCGAAACGUGCCACCCCCCCUUCCUUGCGCCUCGACCCAGGAUGCAUGCAGAAGCGUGAUUGGCACUCCUUAACCCCGGCAAUUGCACAAUCAAAAACCACACCCGACACCCCUUAUCGCAUCUCACUUUCACCUGCCGGAGAUGAAGCCUCAGGGCCUGCUGGCCGUCGUCUGCACGAUCGGGUCCCUCGCCACGGCCACAACAGUAACUUCUGUGCCCAACUCGCAACCGCAACCGGCGGUUCAUCACACCUAUGGCAAGCUGCUGAAUCACAACGAUCCGGACCCGUUAUAUGAACAAUACGGACUGAAUCGAUCGGAGGAAUUCAAGUACUACCAGGAACCGGGCAACGAUGAUAUUCUCGGCCACUAUGACUCUCGCUUUUUCACCGAGCCCGUCCCAGACGAGGAGCGGUCCCACACCUUGACGCACAUGGUCCGCGCAUAUCUGAACUUCUUCGAGGACAAUGGGCUCGAGACGUGGAUCGCACAUGGGACGCUUCUCGGGUGGUGGUGGAACGGAAAGGUAAGAAGACCCCUUGCCUCUCCGUGGCGCUUCCUGUUGGCAAUCAAAACUCACGGUAGGAUACAGGUCAUGCCUUGGGAUUGGGAUAUUGACACCCAAGUGAUGGAACCCACGCUUUUUCAACUGGCGGACCAUUUCAACCAGACCGUCGUCCAGUACACCGCCAAGGAGGAGAAUGUGGAGCGCAAGUAUCUAGUCGACGUGAACCCGUGGGCCCGUCAACGCGAUCGAGGCAAGGGACUCAACAUCAUCGAUGCGCGCUGGAUCGACAUGAACACGGGCUUGUAUAUCGACAUCACGGGGCUGAGCCGGCUGGAUGCGACCAAGCCGACGGAGUGGCAAUGCAAGAACUUGCACAAAUACCAGACCGACGAUAUCUAUCCUCUGCGCCGGACGACCUUUGAGGGGGUACCGGCGAAGGUGCCGUUCAAAUACGACCAGGUCUUGGAGGAUGAGUACUCGAAGAAGGCGUUGACAAACACGCAUUAUCAUGAGUGAGUGGAUUUUCCGGAAUCAAGAACUGGAUGCUCGGUUGCUAAACGUACCCCUCCUGUGCCAGUCAUACUUUUGAUCCUGAACGCGAAGAAUGGUUGAUGGAUGAGCCGGAGCCGAAGGAGAAGGAAGACGAUAAGGACGACCGGCAGUAUGAAUGAUGCUGGUCGUGGAAAGGUAUAUAUUCACUUGAGGUUUUUUUUUUUUUUUUUUUUCUCGUCAUCGCUGGGACAUGCAUCCAUUCAGGCAUACUGUUGGGGUAUAUAAAAGGGUGUUGGUGGGCGUUCUGGAUGAAAUGGGAUGGCGUUGGGUUGUC
Aspergillus japonicus CBS 114.51 is the source of this 1625-nucleotide messenger RNA. Its product is annotated as putative mannosylphosphate transferase (Mnn4). Bases 434 to 1315 code for a protein of 293 amino acids. Lineage: Eukaryota; Fungi; Ascomycota; Eurotiomycetes; Eurotiales; Aspergillaceae. The transcript has a single exon. The record is from RefSeq and is a predicted model, not a curated record.